CUAGAAUUCACACUCAGAGUAAAGUCGGUUCUUAUAAAUCCAAGGGAGUUCUUACUUGAAAUGAACACCUUUUGGCCCAAAUUUUUUAUUUUUGUUCUCAGCCAGCUGGGAAAGACACAUGGUAUAUUGGCUACCUUUAGCGGCUGUAGGGAUCGCUCCCAUAGGAGUUUGAGCCCUUUUAUCUUAUCUUUCCUUUUAAUCCCUCACUCAUGGGACCUUCUAAAAAGCUGUACGAGGCCCGCACUUCCAAUUCUCCGGCAACUUAUUCACUCGAGUGAUGAAGAAGUUCUGACUGAUGCAUGUUGGGCACUUUCGUAUCUGUCUGAUGGAACCAAUGACAAAAUUCAAGCUGUGAUUGACUCUGGAGUAUGCCCCCGCUUAGUCGAGUUGUUGCUUCAUCCAUCACCAUCCGUUCUUAUUCCUGCCCUCCGGACUGUUGGAAAUAUUGUCACUGGAGAUGAUAUACAAACUCAGUAUAUCAUCAGCUAUAAUGCACUACCUUGCCUCCUAAAACUCUUGAGUGAAUCUCAUAAAAAGAGCAUUAAAAAGGAAGCCUGCUGGACUAUUUCCAAUAUCACAGCUGGUAACAGAGGCCAAAUUCAGGCAGUCAUUGAGGCUAACUUAAUCGGCCCAUUAGUUCAGUUGCUUCAGAAUGCCGAAUUUGACGUGAAAAAGGAGGCUGCUUGGGCCAUAUCCAACGCAACAUCUGGUGGCACUCAUGAUCAGAUCAAGUACCUCGUGAGCCAACAAUGUAUCAAGCCCCUUUGCGACUUGCUCGUGUGCCCGGACCCAAGGAUUGUGACUGUGUGCUUAGAGGGGCUAGAGAAUAUACUGAAAGUUGGUGAUGCUGAGAAGAAUCUGGGCCACACAGGGGACGUCAAUCUCUACGCUCAGAUGAUCGACGAUGCUGAAGGGCUCGAGAAAAUCGAGAACCUUCAAAGUCACGACAAUAAUGAGAUAUACGAAAAGGCCGUGAAGAUUCUCGAAACUUACUGGUUGGAGGAAGACGACGAGCAGGCCCCACCUGAGGAGCAGGGUUUCCAGUUCGGUGGAAGUGAAGUGUCUCUCCCAAGUGGUGGUUUCAGCUUUAACUAA
Striga hermonthica is the source of this 1095-nucleotide messenger RNA. The record is from the annotation of a GenBank genome assembly. Lineage: Eukaryota; Viridiplantae; Streptophyta; Magnoliopsida; Lamiales; Orobanchaceae.